AUGUUUCCAGACUGUGCUAAGCAAUUCAAAGAGGUCAAGACUCAUGCUUCCGGUGAAGAAACAGAGAAGAGUAUCAUAGAGAUGCUGAUAGAAGAGCUACAACAGAGAGAGGAGGAAGCAACCGAAGCUCAGCAACAAGCCGAUGUAAAGUUGCUCGAGGCUAAAAAACUAGCUUUGCAGUAUCAAAAGGAGGCUGACAAAUGCAGUUCAGGUAUGGAUACAUGUGAAGAAGCUAGGGAAAAGUCAGCAGAGUCACUGCUCGGUCAGAGGAAAUUAACUGUUUUAUGGGAGGAAAGGGCUCGGGAACUAGGAUGGAAACCCGGGAAUGUCAAACCUCACCGGAAUCAAUAA
Messenger RNA from Triticum turgidum subsp. durum (durum wheat), 351 nucleotides. NCBI's taxonomy places the organism in Eukaryota, Viridiplantae, Streptophyta, Magnoliopsida, Poales, Poaceae. The record is from the annotation of a GenBank genome assembly.